AUGCCAGCCCACCGGCUGCAUGAGCAGUUUCUGCCUAGGGCCACCCGGGUCCCGGUUGCUGCUUACCUGCCUCUGAGCCUCCCACUUAAGCUCACUUCCAUUCCACUCUGGCUACGGGCCCCUGGGAGGUCCUGGAGAUGCCCAAAGGCCUCCCAUCUGCCAUCCUCCGUGGGACCUAGGUUCACACGGAGCAGGGGGUGGGCGGCCAUGGGGCAGCAGCGGCUGGCCCUGGCCCUGAGCGUGGUCAAGGCCGCACUGGUCCUGCUGGCGCUGCUGGUGCCCUCACAGGCGGUGGUGCGGGCCGUGCUGGAUGGCAACUUGAGCACAGUGGACUUUGCGGAUUUGCCGGCCAUGUUCGGGGUGCCCCUGGCCGCCGAGGGUGUGCGGGGCUACCUGAUGGAGGCCAAGCCGGCUAACGCGUGCCACCCCAUCGAGGGCCCCCAGCCGGUGGGCAACGGCUCGCUGGGUGCCAUCGUGCUCAUUCGGCGCUACGAUUGCACGUUUGACCUGAAGGUGCUGCACGCCCAGCAGGCCGGCUUCAAGGCCGCCAUCGUCCACAACGUCCUCUCGGACGACCUCGUGCGCAUGGCGCACGUGUAUGAGGACCUGCGGCGCCAGAUCUCCAUCCCCGCGGUGUUCGUGGGCGAGGCUGCCUCGCAGGAUUUGCGCGUCAUCAUGUGUUGUGACAAGUCAGGCCACGUCCUCUUGUUGCCCAACUACCCGCAGUGCCCUGACCUGGACUGCCACCCUAUGCUGGCCAUCUCCUGGGUGCUGGGCCGCACCCUGGCCCUGCUCAUGUCCACUUUUUUCAUCCUGAGACACCUGUGGAACUGGCUGUGGGCCUGGUGGACCUGCGGGCCUGUGACGGUCAAGAAGCCGGCCAGCCAGAAGGCCGAGGUCCGCACCUUCACCCGGCUCAAUGACUUGUGUGCCAUCUGCCUGGACGAAUACGAGGAGGGGGAGCAGCUCAAGAUCCUGCCCUGCUCCCACACCUAUCACUGCAAGUGCAUCGACCCCUGGUUCUCCCAGGCCGCCCAGCGCUCCUGCCCCGUGUGCAAGCAGUCGGUGGCCAGCACGGAGGACAGCUCCGACUCCACCAUUGAGAGCUGCUGCGAUGAGGACCCCUCGGUGCGCAGCCACCAGCCCCCCAUCUGGGCCAUCCAGGCCCGGCUGCGCUCGCGGAGGCUGGAGCUGCUGGCCCGGGCCAGCCCACACCGCUGCUGCAGUGCCACCUCCGUGGGGGUGGCUGAGGCCACGGAGCCCUCGGAGAGGCCCCCAGACCCACUCUGA
This is a messenger RNA of Miniopterus natalensis, 1290 nucleotides long. RefSeq names its product zinc and ring finger 4 (gene ZNRF4). NCBI's taxonomy places the organism in Eukaryota, Metazoa, Chordata, Mammalia, Chiroptera, Miniopteridae. The record is from RefSeq and is a predicted model, not a curated record.